UGGGAGUGCGCAGGCCGGAAAGCUUGCAGGUGGCGAAAAUGGCGGACAGCAGCGGGCGUGUGGGCAAGAGCAGCGGGAGCGGCACGGGCAAGGGGGCGGUGUCGGCCGAACAGGUAAUUGCUGGCUUUAAUCGCCUUCGGCAGGAACAGAGGGGCUUGGCAUCCAAAGCAGCUGAGCUGGAGAUGGAGUUGAAUGAGCACAGCCUAGUGAUCGAUACACUGAAGGAAGUGGAUGAAACCCGCAAGUGCUACCGCAUGGUUGGAGGUGUGCUGGUAGAGCGGACUGUCAAAGAGGUGCUGCCUGCCUUGGAGGGUAAUAAGGAGCAGAUACAGAAGAUCAUUGAGACACUGUCACAGCAGCUUCAGGCAAAAGGGAAAGAGCUCAAUGAAUUCCGGGAAAAGCACAACAUUCGUCUCAUGGGGGAAGAUGAGAAGCCAGCAGCCAAGGAAAACUCAGAAGGGGCUGGGGCCAAGUCCAGCUCUGCAGGAGUGUUGGUUUCUUAGGAACGAAGGCCUCUGCAUUUUUUUUUUUUUUUUACCCUGAUUCCCACUUCUCAUUUCGUUUUAUUGUUGUUGUUGUUAUUAUUAUUGUUCUCAGCUAUUGUAAUAUUUUUUUGUUUAUUAAAUGUUUUGGUCAGAAUGCUUAGCUGUAGCCUGAAAGUUACUCUCAUUUAGGGCAGCAUUGAAGGCAAAAGACAGCAUACAGCUGAACAUGGUGGCAUACACACCUUUAAUUGUAGUGCUUGGGACACAACAGGAGGCCAGCCAGGUCAUCCAAGGCUAUAUAGUGAGAGCCUGUCUCAUACAAAACAAAAAAUAGUAUGAUUUAUGGUUUUUGUUUCUACUGGGUUAAUGUCUCAUGGUACCAGACAGGACCCGUAUUUUGAGCUUUCCUUUGUAAAUAAAGACAUCUGCUUAUUUAGUGCUCUUCUAAAAAGGAGUGAGAGACAAAUGUUGACUCUGAGAUUGAAGUUUAAUAAAUGCUUGCAGUGAGGUGGCAGCUCUGAGAAUGCUCCGGGUUUGCCACAGCAGAGGCCUGGCCCUGUGCCUCUCUGCUGUUCUUUACAUGAAGAGCUCCAGGACGCAAACCUGUGGGCUAGCUGUCCUGCCAUCCUCACCGAAACCCCCAACCAAAUAAAGAUGGUCAUUCCAAAGGCAA
This is a messenger RNA of Psammomys obesus (fat sand rat), 1158 nucleotides long. RefSeq names its product prefoldin subunit 2 (gene Pfdn2). The record is from RefSeq and is a predicted model, not a curated record. Gene Ontology annotation, molecular function: protein folding chaperone. Bases 39 to 503 code for a protein of 154 amino acids. The transcript is spliced from 4 exons. NCBI's taxonomy places the organism in Eukaryota, Metazoa, Chordata, Mammalia, Rodentia, Muridae. Gene Ontology annotation, cellular component: cytoplasm; prefoldin complex. Gene Ontology annotation, biological process: protein folding.